UGAAAUCGGACUUCAUGAUCUCAGGGGAAAGCUUGCUAUCAUACCACAGGACCCUUUCCUCUUCACGGGUCCUUUGAGAAUGAACCUUGACCCCGAGGACCUGUAUACAGAUGAGGACAUCUUUGCCGCCUUGGACCACACCCAUCUUCGCAGGUUUGUGGAAACUCUGCCUGAUGGACUGGACACAGACUGUGGAGAAGGAGGAAUUCACGUCUCGAGUGUUGGGCAGCGUCAGUUAUUCUGUAUGACCAGAGCACUCCUCCGAAAAGCCAAGGUUCUUCUUCUUGAUGAGGCCACAGCUUCCGUUGACAUGGAAACCGAUGACCUGAUCCAGCAGACAAUCAGGUCAGAGUUCAAGGACUGCACGGUGCUGACCAUCGCCCACAGACUCAACACGGUCAUGGACUACGAUAGGAUUCUAGUUCUUGAUCAGGGUGAGGUCAAGGAGUUCGAUUCUCCAGAGAAGCUUCUCCAGAAGCAAGGUUUGUUCUAUCAGAUGACACGUGAUGCAGGAAUCAACUCAAGAAGAAUGCCCAAUUCAAGUUGAACACUCAAGUGGAACACUAACACCAUUAAAAGCUCAUAACCCACCGUCCACGAUGAUGCAUCUUUAAACGCUCUGUCAUCUUUUUACGUUCUUGAAGAUAUCGCCGAUUGUCAUUAAACGCAGCAGAUCCUAAGUAAUAGUGAUACUCUUCAUAUUGUUGAUUAUGUCCAUGUAUUAUUCAAUAUGGAUUUGAAAUGUGUUUGUAUGUUUGGCAUAAUAUUGUGAAAUGAAUUUACAAUAUAAUAUUCGUGUGUC
Messenger RNA from Haliotis rubra (blacklip abalone), 802 nucleotides. RefSeq names its product multidrug resistance-associated protein 1-like. The record is from RefSeq and is a predicted model, not a curated record. Lineage: Eukaryota; Metazoa; Mollusca; Gastropoda; Lepetellida; Haliotidae. Gene Ontology annotation, biological process: transmembrane transport. Gene Ontology annotation, cellular component: membrane. Gene Ontology annotation, molecular function: ATPase-coupled transmembrane transporter activity.